Molecule: messenger RNA, 1626 nt
Organism: Symbiodinium pilosum
Lineage: Eukaryota; Dinophyceae; Suessiales; Symbiodiniaceae
Source: the annotation of a GenBank genome assembly
AUGGCUCUCACCUGGGGCCCUCAGUACAAGUUCAAUGUGAUGUUCCUUUGCAAUCACAAUUCUUGCCGCUCACAGAUGGCAGAUGGCUGGCUGCGGACUCUUCGGGGCUCAGCUUCCGUUGGCGUGGCCUCUGCGGGCAUUGUGGGUGGCACGGCUGUGAAAGAGGGUGCCAUCACGGUGAUGAAGGAGGCUGGUGUCGACAUCUCUUCCUUUACGUCGGAUGCCAUGGCAGACUUCAAGGCUGAGGACUUUGAUGUUGUGAUCUCCUGUUGCGGCUGUGGAAGCAAGUUGGACGGGGAGAAGGAGGUCUGGAAAAAGCGUGCCGUCUUCAUGGAUUGGAAUUUGGAUGACCCGCCUGCCAUCGAUCCUGGAGAUCUCUCUGCGUACAAGCGAGUCCGGGACGAGUGCAAGGUGAAGGUACAGGAACUCCUGGACAUGCUGAGUAAGCCGUAUGGUCCCCACUACAAGAAGAACGUGAUGUUCCUGUGCAACCACAACUCUUGCCGAUCUCAGAUGGCAGACGGGUGGCUCCGGGAGCUUCGUGGCUCUGCUUCUGUCGGCGUGGCCUCCGCCGGCAUUGUGGGUGGCACCGCGGUGAAGGAGGGCGCCAUCAAGGUCAUGAAGGAUGCUGGGGUGGACAUCUCAUCCUUUACUUCCGACGCAAUGGCGGACUUCAAGCCCGAGGACUUCGACGUUGUGAUCUCCUGCUGCGGCUGUGGAAGCAAACUCGACGGAGAUAAAGAGGUGUGGAAGAAGCGCCCUGUGUUCAUGGACUGGAACUUGGAUGACCCGCCCGCGAUCGACCCUGGUGACUUCUCCGCGUACAAGCGUGUGCGCGAUGAAAGCAAAGCCAAAGUUCAAGAACUUCUGGACAUGGUGCAGAAAACGUAUGGCCCUCACUACAAGAAGAACGUGAUGUUCCUGUGCAACCACAACUCCUGCAGAUCGCAAAUGGCCGACGGCUGGCUCCGCGCCUUGCGCGGUUCGGCCUCGGUGGGCGUGGCUUCCGCGGGCAUUGUGGGGGGCACGGCGGUGAAGGAGGGCGCCAUCACCGUCAUGAAAGAAGCGGGGGUUGACAUCUCGUCCUUCUCUUCUGAUGCCAUGGCAGAUUUUAAUCCGGAGCACUUUCAGGCCGUGAUCUCUUGCUGCGGCUGCGGGAGUAAGCUGGACGGUGACAAGGAGGCUUGGAAGAAGCGCCCUUACUUUGCCGACUGGAAUCUCGACGACCCUCCUGCCAUUGAUCCUGGAGAUCUGUCUGCAUACCGCCGGGUCCGCGACGAGAGCAGGGCGAAGGUGACGGAGCUGAUUCAGCUCCUAUCUGCUGAGUCGCCAGCUGCGAACACGGCUGGCCUUGAUGAGGUGAUCAAUUCCAAUGACAUGGUGGUCUUUUCCAGCAGCAGCUGCCCAUUUUGCCAGAAAGCUUUGGCAGCCCUCCGUGAUGCAGGCUAUUCCCCGAAGGUCGUGGAAGACUUUGACCAAAGUGCUCUCAGCGCCAAGUGUGGCUCGACCAGCGUCCCCAAGGUCUUUGUCAAGCAGAACUUCAUUGGAGGCUGCAAUGACGGCGGAAUGGGAGGCACUUUGCCGCUCCUGAAGAACGGCAAGAUCAAGGAGCUCAUGGGGAAGUGA